AUGAAGCCGCGACCGCCGGCAACGGCCGCCGGCACUGCUGCGACGCCCUCGCCAAACAAUCUGAACUUAUCCAAGCACGACACCACGGACGGCAAAGGUGUUCGGGUAUCAGGAUCCUCUUCGACGGUAGAGAGCAACGGCAGCGUCAAAGCAAGCGGCAAGCAGAGCAAUGGCAGCACGGAGACGCUACCAGCCCUCUUGGAUCGGCCAUCUUCAUCCCACAACAAGGCUGCCAAGGCUAUCCACAAUGGUCGCAGAAGUUCAUGGUCAAUAUCGCUCUUGUCUUUGGCAAUGGCUAGUCUUGGCAUUAGCCUCCUGCUAGCCAUCGUGAACUCGCUCGUCACUCGUCAGUUCGAUCCCAAAGGAUGCCGCAUGUCCUACAUGAGACCGUCGUACAUACCCUUCCCCGACUUCGACACUGAACAUACGAGGUUCGCGACCAAGUACUCCUUGUACCUGUACCGCGAGCAAGGGGUCGACGACCCGGAUAAGCUACGAGGCACUCCCGUCUUGUUCAUCCCCGGCAACGCUGGGAGCUACAAGCAGGUCCGGCCCAUAGCCGCAGAGGCAGCCAACUACUUCAAACAGUACGUCGUGACCGACGGCUUCUCGAUCGGCGCCGGCGUACGCAACCUUGACUUCUUCACGGUCGACUUCAACGAGGACAUUACUGCCUUUCACGGGCAAACGCUGUGGGACCAAGCCGAAUACCUCAACGAAGCAGUGCGGUACAUUCUGGCGCUCUACUCUGACCCGCAACGUGUAGUCCGUGACGCACACCAGCCCGAACCAUCCUCAAUCAUCAUUCUGGGGCAUUCGAUGGGAGGCAUCGUGGCACGGACGAUGCUUGUGCAGCCAAACUACCAAACCGACUCCAUCAAUACCAUCAUCACAAUGUCCGCUCCUCACGCACGGGCUCCUGUCAGCUUUGACGGCCAGAUUGUCCAAAUUUACGACCAGAUCAACGGCUUUUGGAGGGACGCAUUCACACAGAAGUCUAUUGGUCAGAACCCUCUCAAGGAUGUCACGCUUCUGUCCAUUGCGGGAGGUAACCUCGACACUAUCGUGCCGUCCGACUAUGCGAGCGUCGACUCACUGGUACCGGAGACGCAUGGUUUUACUGUGUUCACGACCGGCAUUCCUACAGUCUGGACCAGCAUGGAUCACCAAGCCAUCUUGUGGUGCGAUCAGUUCAGAAAAGUGGUGGCUCACUCGCUUUUCGAUAUCGUUGACGUCCGCCGCGGGUCCCAGACCAAGCCCCGGGAAGAGCGCAUGAACGUCUUCAGGAAACGUUUCCUGACGGGCCUGGAAUCAUCCAACAUGACGACACCGCAAACGCGGGAUCCUACGACGCUUCUUAGAUUCAACGACGACUCCACGGAGGUGCUGUCUCCCGGCCACCGACUUGUCUUGUCUGAGCUUGGAGGACACACAAAAGGCAAAGCCCAUCUCAUCCCGGUUCCCCCACAAGGAUCGCCCCAAUCGAAGCGAUUCACGCUCCUCACCGAUCAGUGGCUCAAUGGAGGCACUGCCGACGACCUCGACGUGCUAUUGUGUAGAGUUUCAGAUUACAUGCCCGGCUCAUUGCCGAUGAUUGACCUUGCCAAGGGCACCGCUCGCGCAACGACUCUCGCUUGCAGACCGACUACAGGCGAUGUGUCACUCCUCCCACCCUCCACCUCGGCCAGCCGUCAUCCGUUCACCAGGGAUGGAGAGGCAAAGAAGGACCCGUUCUCCUAUGUUCAAUAUGACAUUGAAAACAUUUUGGAUGAUCAGUUCAUCGCAGUGGUGGACAGGAAAUCGUCGACUGCCAGCAAGUUCCUGAUUGCGGAACUGAGCGAUUACUCGGACUUUUAUCAGAAGCACGACAUUAAUCUCAUGCAGCUCUUGCAACAAGGCAUCAUGGCCGUCCUCCCUGCCAACCGACCCAUGGUGACAGAAGUGGAGAUAUCCAGUAUGACAUCGAGUCUCUUGGCCUAUCGGCUUCACUUGAAGCAGGACGCGUGCCGUGGAAAGCCAGCACUGUUCGCUCCCUUGGUCCGGCAGUACAUUGAGCAUCCUUACGAGUCACGCUUUUUUGUCAAUGCUCAAGAUGUGGACGUAAGCCUGCACGGCGUCGCACCGUAUCUGCCCCCUUCCUUGAAGCCUCGUGAGGCCAAGGGGGUGACGUUCCAGUUCUGGACAGACCCAUCGUGCGAAACGAGCCUGCAAAUCACGCUCGCCGUGGACCCUUUUGCAAGCCUCGGCAAGCUCUACAUGCGAUACCGCACAGUCUUUGCAGCAUUCCCCUUGCUGAUUGUGACGCUCGUACUGCGGAAGCAGUUCAGGGUGUACGACCUCACGGGGACCUUUGUCUCCUUUGCCGAGAGCCUGGACUUGUCGCUCCGUCGGUCAAUCCCACUGCUCGUACUCUCCAUGACCAUGCUGUCUCUCUCUGUGGGAACAGCUGUCGGCGCCGGGAGGUUUUUGUCACUCAAAGACCUCCUGUCAAGGACGCCUGUACCGAUCGAUUUUCAAAAGAACGAUCUUCUGAUUGGCACAAGCGAUCCAUUCUACUGGUUCCUGGUGCCACUCAUCGGUAUCGUCUGCCUGGGAGUGUGUGUGAUACUGCACUACGCUGCCCUAGGACUGACGCAUACUCUAGCUGGCAUAUGGUACCUGGUCGGUCUUGUCCCAGCAUUUGGCUCGACGCCUGUCACACAGUCGUCAUAUACGCCCACAACGCCGCGAAGACGCAUGAUCACGACCAUUACGCUGCUGUUGCUGGUCUCCUUCCUGAUCCCCUACCAGUUUGCCUACCUCGUGGCAUGCCUGGUCCAGCUGUGCGCAGUCGUCCGCGCGCUGCGCACCACGCGCCACUGCCCGUCCACCGCAAACACCAACUACUACAACUACGCGCACUCUGUUCUCCUCUUGAUGCUGUGGGUCCUCCCAAUCAACCUGCCCAUCCUGGCCGUCUGGAUCCGGAAUCUGGCGGUGCACUGGCUCACGCCCUUCUCCUCGCACCACAACAUCCUGUCCAUUGCGCCCUUCAUCCUGCUGGUGGAGAACCUCACAUCGGGGAAGAUGGUCCCUCAGCUCAAGGGCGGACUGCGCCAUGUGACCAGCAUAUUACUGUUUGCCACCGCCGUGGCAGCGGCCAUCUACGGGGUCUCACACGCCUACAUGCUUCACCACCUUGUCAACAUCAUCGCGCUGUGGCUUGUCAUUGUCCACGCGACUGGCGAUUCAUGGUCCCUGACAGGCGUCGGCGCCAUGUUCGACGGCACCGCGAGUGAAGGUCGGCAAGUCAAGAAGACACCAUGA
This is a messenger RNA of Emericellopsis cladophorae, 3306 nucleotides long. RefSeq names its product GPI inositol-deacylase-like protein. The record is from RefSeq and is a predicted model, not a curated record. Gene Ontology annotation, biological process: GPI anchor metabolic process; endoplasmic reticulum to Golgi vesicle-mediated transport. Gene Ontology annotation, cellular component: endoplasmic reticulum. Gene Ontology annotation, molecular function: phosphatidylinositol deacylase activity. The coding region runs from base 1 to 3306 and encodes 1101 amino acids. The transcript has a single exon. Lineage: Eukaryota; Fungi; Ascomycota; Sordariomycetes; Hypocreales; Bionectriaceae.